AAAACAAAACAAAACAAAAUGCUGAAGUCUGGGCCACAACCUCAGAGCUUCUGCUUUAAUGGGCUUGGGGUACCAACUGGCACUGGUGCACAGCCAGAGUUGAGAAGUGCCAUUUAAUUAGUCACAACAACUUAAUAUCAUGGGGGUGACACAGAAGUACAUGGGACAGGAACAGCUAGAGAAAAAUAUUUUUAACCUUAGGAUUUUGCUUUAGAAUAUAGCAUUCUGAAUCUUUAUGCCCCCAUAUAAAUUAUUCUCUGAAACUGUUUGAACAAGUUUUACAUCAGCUGUCUCUACAGGCCGUUUUGGCGCCUAGACAGUCUUGGUUCCACCAUGAAGGGGUAAAUGCAUGCUCUGACAGUGGCCACCACUGCUGGUCUGGAUGCUCCCCUCGCUGCCCUCAGAAGCAGUGGGGGAGGCUUUGCCUUCUAGAUUGAAGCUUGACAACGCUUAACUUUAACAUAAAUCAAAAGAUGUCACUUGCAAGUGCUUGCCCCAAAUUGUCCCACUGCCUUCCUUACAAUCAGAUAGUGACAAUUUUGAAUUUCUGGUGGUGUGAUACUUUGUAUAAUUAAAAAAAUCUGCUGCAUAAGAGAAUAGUAAGUUAUUAUUUGGAGGGAAAAGGGUCCCUAAUUGUGGAACAAAGCAAUUGUUUGUACGUCAGCCCUAAAUAAAUGUUUCUUUAUUUCUGAAGUUGUGUGACCUCCUGUAGCGGUCUUUCUAGCACGUCAGGAAGCAGUCAGGAGUGAAAUGUAGUUAGCAAUGCGCACUUGUCUAUAAAGGGCCUUUGACAACGAGCUCAGUGCAUCUAUUGACUCCCUGGGAAGUCUGAGGUCACAAGCUUGGCUGGAGCACGCGAGCCCAGAUAAUGAAGAUGGUUUUGCCCUCUUGAAACAAAGCCAGAAACUUUAUCUACUUCACUGUGCACUUUGGGUCAUGUGCUAACGAUGAGGAUUUCUGCAAUACUAAUCCCCCUAAUGACGGCUUCUCCCAGCCCUUACACAAACCCACAAGGCCCCGUGGCUUGGCAAGCCAGACAGAAUAACCGCAGCACGGCGUUUGGCUUUUGAACUGAGUUCAAGGCAAUUAAAGUCAUGGGCUAAGGAGGGAAGGAGGGGUUUAGAAAUACCAGCAUAAUAAGUCCUGUGACUGGAGCGCUCCGUAAAUUAACUCCAUUAGAUAAAGCCUGAUUUAAUGGGGGGAAGAUGCUGAGAAGCGCUACCCUCAUUAAAUCUGGCUGUUAGAGGCGCUUCUGAUGGAAUUAAAUUUGUUUUAGUUGUUUGAAUCACAUAGAAUAGUCUGUGCAUGUGCACGUACACACGUGCGUUCUAUGAUUUUUGUGGGUAUUUUUUAAAGAGCAGAGGAAAAGAACAAAAAACAAAAAUAUACCAAAAUAUACCAAUCCUCCAAAAUCAAAAACUGAAUGAAUGCUCAAGAGCCAAAGAGUGGAAGACAAGGAGAAAGGCAGGAUAGAAGCAAGGAGUGGAAAGUGCAAGAGAGUUCUCCUGGUUAUAAAGCCAUGAGCUCCCUUCGGUGGGGGCUUCUGCUCAGCUGCCUGGGCUGUGGACUCCUGCCUGGAGCCUGGGCGCAGUUCCCCCGGGUCUGCAUGACAGUGGACAGCCUGCUGUCCAAGGAGUGCUGCCCGCCACUGGGCAUGGAGCCGGCCAAUGUCUGUGGCUCUCAGGAGGGCCGGGGCCAGUGCACAGAGGUGGAAACUGACACCAGGCCCUGGAGCGGUCCUUACAUCUUGCGAAACCAGGAUGACCGAGAACGGUGGCCAAGGAAGUUCUUCGACUGGACCUGCAAGUGCACAGGAAACUUUGCUGGCUAUAACUGUGGAGACUGCAAGUUUGGCUGGACCGGCCCCAACUGUGAUCGGAAGAAAGCACCAGUUGUUCGGCAGAAUAUCCAUUCCUUGACUCCUCAGGAGAGGGAGCAGUUUUUGGGUGCCUUAGAUCUCGCGAAGAACACCACACACCCCGACUAUGUGAUCACCACGCAACACUGGCUUGGGCUGCUUGGGCCAAAUGGGACCCAGCCACAGAUUGCCAACUGCAGCAUUUAUGAUUUCUUUGUGUGGCUCCAUUAUUAUUCUGUUAGAGAUACACUAUUAGGACCAGGGCGCCCAUAUAAGGCCAUCGACUUCUCACACCAAGGACCUGCCUUUGUUACAUGGCACCGGUACCAUUUGUUGUGGCUGGAAAGAGAUCUCCAGCGACUCACUGGCAAUGAGUCCUUUGCUUUGCCCUACUGGAACUUUGCCACUGGGAGGAAUGAGUGUGAUGUGUGUACCGACCAGCUUCUUGGGGCAGCAAGACAAGACGAUCCGAUGCUGAUCAGCCAGAAUUCAAGAUUCUCCAGCUGGGAAAUUGUCUGUGAUAGCUUAGAUGACUACAACCGCCGGGUCACCCUGUGUAAUGGAACCUACGAAGGUUUGUUGAGAAGAAAUCAAGUGGGAAGAAACAGUGAGAAAUUACCAACCUUACACGACAUACAAGAUUGUCUGUCUCUCAAGAAGUUUGACAAUCCUCCUUUUUUUCAGAACUCUACCUUCAGCUUCAGGAAUGCCCUGGAAGGGUUUGAUAAAGCGGAUGGGACCCUGGACUCUCAAGUGCUCAGCCUUCAUAAUUUGGUUCAUUCUUUCCUGAACGGGACAAGUGCUUUGCCACAUUCUGCGGCCAAUGAUCCCAUUUUUGUGGUCCUUCAUUCCUUUACUGAUGCCAUUUUCGAUGAGUGGAUGAGAAGAUUCAAUCCUCCCGCUGAAGCCUGGCCUCAGGAGCUGGCGCCCAUUGGUCACAAUCGGAUGUAUAACAUGGUUCCUUUCUUCCCUCCAGUCACUAAUGAGGAACUCUUUUUAACCGCAGACCAACUUGGCUACAGCUACGCCAUUGACCUGCCAGUUGAACAAACUCCAGGUUGGACCACAACCCUGUCAGUGGUUAUGGGAAUGCUGGUGGCUUUGGUUGGUCUUUUCGCUCUACUGGUUUUCCUUCAGUAUAGAAGACUUCGAAAAGGAUAUACACCCCUAAUGGAGACACAUUUAAGCAAGAGAUACACAGAAGAAGCCUAGGAUGCUCACACUUACCCUAGAGAAGAAGCUGGCCAAGUUGUAGUUCUGACUCUGACAAUGAACAAACUUUAGUAUCCUUCCUUUAGUUGAAGAUCUUUGGCAUAGCUCCUCCAAAUGUGGCGAUGACCCCAAAGACAGAAGAUGCUUAUUUAUAGUCUGGUUUGCUUGUUUGGCAAACUCAAGCUAAAGUGCUAGAGGCUAUCUCUGCCAUCAAACAAAGGUAGAGCUGAUGGUUUGUGGUAUCACAUAAUAAUUCCCUAUGUUGAUUAAGCCUCCUCACGUUCUGAGAGCACUAAAAAAAACCUGAUAGAGUGGAUUCAUUUUAAUUUACGGGUCAGUGUAAUUUGAGACCUGGACCAGAUCACGGUUCCAUCUUUCUUGGUCCAAAGGUCUUCGUUUGUAAUGGGCUGGAGGUAGGGGGUGGCAGGUGCUACAUGAAUCUCCAAGGUCCAUUUUAGUUAUAAACAUCUAUGCUUUUAGGUGCCGAAACUGAUAAUUUUCCUGAGGCUUGUUUUUCUUCUUUGUCUUCUCUGUCUUUUCUUCUCCAGCUUUUAAAAUGUUCUUGAAGAUGAAAAUAGGCCUUAUUUUCCAAAUAGGAUGGAGAAUAAAUGAAUGAAUGAAUGAUAAAUUCAGUUCUUUUUUGUAAAUUGGACUUUACAGAAUUUAUCAAGUCUGCCAUUUCUGACAGUAGGCAUAUCACAAGGUUCAAUAGCUGGAUAAACAUUGAUCCUAUAGUGAUAAAUAAAUAGACGAGGGAUUAAAUUAUAGAGCUUUCUAGUUGUUACAAACCUCUUAACAAGCAUAGAAUCACUAUUUCCAGGAAACGCUGACUGGUGAAGGCUGGCGAGGCGAUAAUCCUGAAUAUGAGGCAAUUUGACUAGUGUUCCAUUGCUCUGAGGCUCCCUUUGGCUGAUCCUGAACCAGUUUCUUUACUAGGCAGCCUCAGAUGAAAAAUCUUUCACGUAUAAUGCAUUUGGCUUAUUUUUAAGAGUUGACUUCAGAUUCAUUAAUGCCGCACCGUACUGACAGUUACUUACGAAUACUCAUCGAUUAAGUGUUAUCAUUUAAAAGCAAACCAUCCAUACAAAAUAUAACAAUUCAGAAUUAAAUGGUUAUGUUCUGCUAAGCAAUCAUUAGGUCAAGAGAUAUAAGAAUGAGGUAGUCUUUACUAAGAGGUUUAGACUUAUUAAGAUGAUGCUUGCUGAGAACUUAAUGGUCAUUGAGAUUUCAAGGCAAAUUUCAUCUGCUCCUAUCUGGUACCUGUGCAUCAGGAGUGAGCCCAAAGUUCUAGAAGGUGGCCCAUCUAUCUGUUCAUUUCAGCCCCUCUCUAUUGGAGUGAAUGAGUGUUGAUAGACUCCUGGAGCUGCCUUCUAUAUAUGGGGGGCCUAGAAGGUGCAAGAUUCAUUAAGAUAGUGUUAUCUGCUGGAAUAAGACUGUAAAAGCCAGAAAAAUGAAAAAGCCCAAUGUGACCUGAAUUUGAGUUUGAGUGAGUCUCAUAAUCCUACAGGUAUAUCUGAGAGUAGGUUCAGUGGAUGAGAAUCAAGAUAGCCCCGAGUUCUUCAGGGGGUGAAGCCCCUCUUGGGCAUUUUUAGCCACAACCACAUACAUAGAUCUCAACUCCUGCCUUUAUUCGUGGAAAAUUCAGCAAUGGUUCAAUAACAUGCUCCACUCUAGAAGAUUUAUGCUCUGAACUCAGGGUUGUUGAGGAACACAUUUUUACAUCCUGUUUUUAAACCAAAAGAGAAAUAUAUUAAAAUGAAGCUAUAAUUGUGCAUGGUAGAUAUGUUUCUGAAAAGUUAGGUAUAAAUCAAUUAUGCGUUAAAAGCAUCAGGGGAAAUUACUUUUUAUAGAUGAACUAUUACGAAUAAUUCUAUAAAGCACAUAACAACCUCUAGCUUAUCUUCCAGGUAUAUCAGAAUUUUUAUGCAUCAUAUUCCCAUAAGAUUUUUUUUGAAGCAAGAUCUAUCUGAGGUAGAAAAAAAGAGUAAUCAUUUAUACUUAGCUACUUUUAUAUAUAGCAAUGCUACUUUUUAUAAAUAUUAUGUUUUAUAAUGUCUUCCUAAGAGAAAUAAUUGCCUAAUUUUGUAGUUCAUAUAAGAGGAAUAAAAUUUUCUAACAUUUUCUAACAUUAUAAUAAAUCAAUGAUCAGUAAACCUUUUAACAAAUCUAAAGGUAGAACAAACAUGUGGAAUAAAAAAGUUGGUAUUUACUUACACUGAAUAUUAUGCAGAUAAACUCAGGCAAUAUCACCGAGCACUGUAGGGCUAUACUUCUCAUUAAUAGGGAAAAAAAUUCAACCUUGAAGAAAACGAAUAGAUCACUUUAUAUGCUUCUAUGCACAGUAUUAGAAAAACUGCAUGUAUAUGAAUUUUGAUUUCAAAAGGAAUGCUUUUACAAAGCUAACAUUCAGAAGUGAACUGAAAUCCUUUAACAUCCUUCCUUUGUGAAUUAAAUUCUCUUCUAAUUCUAACUCUUUGACAUUAAUUUGUGUCUUGCUUAGGAUUUAACAUUGUUAAUUAUAAUAAUCUUAAUGAAUAAUUUCAAUCCCACGUUAACAAGAAGUCUAAAACUUAUUAAAGAAGAAAAUAAAAAUAAACCUUGUUUUGCACAUUAUUGUUUGUCUGUUGGGGGCUAUUGUUUUUUAAUUUGUGACAUAAAUUUCCAUCUUUUUGACAUUCAAUAUACAUAUAUUGGAUAUGUGUAUAUAUAUAAAAACUACGUAACAACUACUUCACUUUUGAAAAUAAGUUCUUAAACUGAUGUUUCUACUUUCUUUUGAGUUUCUAAGGAAUUGCUACUUCCUGGCAUUCUGUUAUACAGGUGGGAAAAGCAGACACCAGCCUUUUUUCAGGUGAAGAGUUUUGCUGUCCCCUUAGUCUAAAGACUGAUCGUAUGGUAGGAGUGGCGUUGGGUGGCUACUUAAGUCACUGACCAGGAAGGAUCCUGCAGCAGCUAAGUGACAGAUCCUCCUGGAAAGGCUUCCAGGUCAGUCAGCUUGUUGGAGACCCUCAGAAUAAGGAAGUUAGAGCCAAGGAAGCAAUGGUUAUGUCGUGUCCGCUUCCACAUCUAGACUUUAAGUUUCUUGAAGCUUGGAGAGGUCAGAUUGUACCUCUCUCUGUACAGCUCCACUGCCAUACUUUCAAAGCACUUUAAGUACUCAGAAACUGUUGAUGGUUCACUGAUACAGGGGCAUAAAAGAGCCAAUUCACCACUCCUCCCCACAACUGGGAGAUAAUUACUCUCCUUGAUGCAAUGGCAAAUCCCAAGGUUAAACUCUUCCUGUUUCUACAGUGCCUUGCUCAUCCUGAGUUCCCUAUAAAUAUUUUUUGAAUGAAUAAACUAAUCUCAAAGUAGAACUUGGACCAUGAAAUUAAUAACAACCUAUUUUUCAGAUUCUGAGUUGUACAUAUACUAGGUGGAAUUUUACUCUAUGCAACCCAAUACAAGGGGAUACUUUUCAGCCCUAUUUUCUUCUUGAGUGUAUCUUCCCCCCAUUGUUGGUAGGCCUUAAUUCUACCAUUUAUAGGGACAAAGAUAGAAAGUUAAGACCCCACAGUAUCAUUUUAAAGCCUUCCACUAUCUGAUGUCUUAAAAGCCUUGUUUCAGUGGACGGAGUUAGUGGGCGCAUUAUUCAGCCGGGCAAACCAGUGCCCUUCUUACACCGAUGGACCUAAGAGUUUCUCCAGAAACUCUCCAAAGAUGACAGGACUUUAUCUUUAAUGGCAAUUCAAGCUGAAAAUAACCUCUAUGAACUUAAUUAUGCCUUGGCAGGUAGUUUAAUGAAAUCUUGAAAAUAACACACAAGAAAAUUCUGAGCAAUAGGAUAAGUUAAAGUUUUCUACAAAGAGACAAAACAAACGAAAACAAAAGAUUCCUAUUCAAGGCCUAUAUGCACUCUGUAUUCUCACCAAGACUAUAUCUAUUUGCAGAAAUCAUUAACGCACCUGUGUUAUUUGCCACGUUGACUCAAGUCGGACUUCUUGGAUGUAACAUGAUUGAAUUUGGUCCUUUCUCUUCCUGCCAUUCUCUGCUCCUUUGGUGGUUUAUAAACAUAAGCUAAAACAGGUGUUUCUCAAAUGUAAUUGUUCUCUGUGUUGUAAAUAACACCUUGCAGAAUGUCCUUCUUUAUUAAAAUACCAGAACUUCCUGCCAGAGUCCA
Molecule: messenger RNA, 7229 nt
Organism: Equus caballus (horse)
Lineage: Eukaryota; Metazoa; Chordata; Mammalia; Perissodactyla; Equidae
Gene: DCT
Product: dopachrome tautomerase
Biological process (GO): ventricular zone neuroblast division; positive regulation of neuroblast proliferation; melanin biosynthetic process from tyrosine
Cellular component (GO): melanosome
Molecular function (GO): dopachrome isomerase activity; oxidoreductase activity
Source: RefSeq, a predicted model, not a curated record